GCUAGUUCCCCUCGGAUCAGUGUGACGGUUCUCCUCUAAUCUAAGGUAGACACAAAAUGCUGGUGAAACUCAGCGGGUGAGGCAGGAUCUAUGGAGAGAGGGAAUGGGGGAACAUUUCGGGUCGAGACCCUACUGCAGACUGAAUCCACUAAUCUAACCAUUACGUGGUAAGUGGCCGCGGGGACGUGCGAGAGUGGGUGUGGAGGAGGCCCCAAGCUGACAAAUGACACAUGAUCUCACUUUGACUUGUUGAUUUCAAACUCCCCGCAGCUGCGUAAAGAAACCGUUUGUUCCAAUGAAGGCGAAGUGACUCAGUCCUUCCCCUUUCCCCAGAGCGCUGCCUGGCUGGGACACACACACACAGAGAGAAACAGACAGAGACCCCCCUCGCCGAGUGCCCCGGGCACGGACGAUGCCCAGCGCUGCCCACAGGACAUUCACAAGUCUACCCAGCCCACGGCUGCUACUGCCAUGGAUGCAUCAGAGCCGCCCAACGCGGUCAGGAGAUCCCGCAGCUUCCACUUUAAGAGCCUGACAACAUUCCUCGGCAAAAUGAGCAACCGAAGAGCAAUAGAGCAGGAGGCUAAAGACGCAUGUGAUUGGCUGCGGGCAGCAGGAUUUCCUCAGUAUGCACAGCUCCAUGAAGACUCCCAUUUUCCUAUUGACAUCACAGCUGUCAAGAAUGAUCAUGAUUUUCUCGACAAGGAUUCAUUGAAAUCUGUGUGCAGGCGCCUGGUGAUUCUGAACAAAUGUGCCAAUGUAAAGACUGAUGCCAACACUAACAGGAAACUGGUUGAUGAUUCUGAUGAGGACGACGUCUGUGCCAUCAGUGACCGUUGGGCAUUUCAGCGAGAGAGCGGGAGGUGGUCGCGCCUGGCAGCUGCUGACUUCACAUUGACCCAAGGCGAGGUCCGCAGCUCGAUAAUGAAGGAAUCUGCCAGCCGUGAGAGCGUUCUGUCAGAGUUCAGCGAUCGGGAAGCCAGCCCGGUGCACAGUAGCGCCAGCACCGGGAGCAUCCAGGAAGCGUUGGUCGGCCGAACCGUCGACAAUCAGUCGCCGCCAAAGGAAAACCCUGGGAGCGUCCCGGUGGCUCAGUCCCAAUCAGCAGAGCAUCCUCACAACUGCACGCACGACAAGCUCCAUGUUCCCACCGGAGAUCAAACCACUCCGCACUUCACGGAGAUCCCCAGGAAACAGAGGACCAAGAGCUUUCUCCGACGGAUUGAGUCCAUUCGGUUUAAGUCCCUCCGGACCAAAUCCAAGAACAAGGAGCCAAAGCACGUCAAGGUAGUAUUGCAACAAUUUAAUGAAACAUUACAGAGCUCCAGCCCUUUGCAAACUGGGAGCAAGAACCCCAAGGGAUUGACGGAUACCUUAACUCAUUCCGGCGUGCCUUCACUUGCUGAGUGUGGAUGUGUAGAACACUGCUCGGGCAUUUCUAGAAGGGGCCACAGCUCAAAGCAUUGUGCACUGUACCUGGAAGACUAUGAAAUGGGCUUCAGGGCCUCCAAUCACAAUAGACUAGAUGAUUUGUGUUCUCAGGAAGAGUACGUUGUCCGUAUCCCUUCAAAUCACAAGUUGGGAACCUUUCCCAAAGCCCUCUCCAUAGAGAGCCUGUGUCCAGGUGCUGACAACCACUUGGUCAAAUGGAGAUCUGGGCUCGGCUCCUUUGGGAUGUCUAACAGUGGCAGCAGCAACAAUUUCCAAGGACUCUGCUUUCAGGGACGGAGCGGUUCCUGCAGCUCCGUGGAUAGCAGGCAGAGUUUCUACGACAAUGUGCCGGAGACUAACCCAUCUCACGACGUAGAUGGGUCUGAGAACUACUUCAAACAACUGGAUGAUGUUUUGAAGCACGUCAAUGGAAUAAAGCAGAAAGUGGACAGUUGGUCAAAAAUGAUAUGCUCUGAUUACAACGACACUGAGUCUGACUCUACUGGAGAAACGGUGUUCCCUUUGCAAAGUGCGAACUUUGAAGACCGCUCAAUGUCUGAUGUGGGGACAACUGCCAGUGAUUUUGACAGCAUUGGGAAUUCACUAAAUGAAGUUGAAGAAAUGGAGAUGAGGGACCGGAGGGACUCUGGAGUCGGGGCUUCAUUAACCAGACCUAACAGGAAGCUACGUUGGCACAGUUUCCAGAACUCCCACCGCCCCAGCCUGAAUUCUGCUUCAAUGGAAAUCAACCGGCAGUCAGCAGCUCAGCUCAACCUGCUGCAGCGAUUCUCCUUACUGCGUCUCACUGCCAUCAUGGAGAAAUACGCUGUCCGCAGCAAGCAGGGCUGGAACUGGGGUGUUCCUAAAUUUAUGAAACGAAGCAGGGAACCAGAUUACCGAGGCAAAAAUGUAUUUGGAGUUCCGCCCAUAGUGAACGUCAAGAGGUCGGGGCAGCCCUUACCUCAAAGCAUCCAACAAGCCAUGCGUUACCUGCGUGGUCAGUGCAUGGGCCAGGUUGGAAUUUUCAGGAAGUCGGGCGUGAAAUCGCGAAUCCAGGUCCUGAGGCAGAUGAAUGAGUACAAUCCUGACAAUGUUAAUUACCAGGGUCAAUCACCAUUCGAUGUAGCAGACUUGCUGAAGCAGUAUUUCCGAGACCUCCCAGAACCUAUCUUCACCGGCAAACUGAUAGAAACUGUUCUACAGAUCUACCAGUAUGUACCAUUGGAUCAACGUCUCCAAGCUGUUCAGGCCGCCAUUGUGCUGAUGCCGGAUGAGAACCGUGAGGUUCUUCAGUCAUUGUUGUACUUCCUCAGUGACAUUGCAUCGGUGCAACAAAACCAGAUGACGGCCGGGAAUCUGGCUGUGUGCCUCGCGCCGUCGCUGUUCCACCUCAAUGUACCGAAGAAAGAAAGUUCCUCACCAAGAAUGAUCCGCAAGAGAGGUGUUCUCAGCAAGCCCGACCAGAGGGACCUCAGUGAGAAUCUGGCUGCAACUAAGGGACUGGGCCACAUGAUCACAGAGUGCAAGAAACUGUUCCAGAUCCCCCAUGAUAUCAUGGUGCAGUCUCGGAACUCCUACAUUGCUGCUGAUGCUCACCUGUUUCCCAUGGAGGGUUUCAGGAGACAUCCCAGUGGCAUGGUCAAGGACUACAUGACCCACAUGGAGGACACAAUCCAGGCUCUACUGAGAGAGGCGGGAGAGAAGUUUAAAGGCUGGACCAGCACUGUCGGACCUGUGAACACUGAGCUUUCCUACAAAAAGGUCGGUGAUGGAUAUCCCCUUCGUUUAUGGAAGGUAAUGACUGAAGUAGAAGCGCCGCCAAACUCUGUGUUAAACCGCCUGCUCCGCGAGCGACACCUCUGGGACGAUGACGUGUUGAUGGGGAAAAUUGUGGAGCAUUUGGACAAAAAUACUGAGAUCUGCCAUUAUGCCCUGGACAGCAUGGCACCGCAUCCCAGGAGGGACUUUGUAAUUCUGAGGACCUGGCGGGCAGAUUUGCCGAAGGACUUGUGCGUUCUGGUAGCAGCCUCCAUUGAGUGUGACUCGGUGCAGCUGGAGGGAGGUGUACGAGCAGUGGUGUUGAGCUCCCAGUACCUGGUUGAACCUUGUGGUCCAGGUCGCUCCCGGCUCACGCACAUCUCCCGAACUGAUCUGAGGGGCAGGUCUCCUGAAUGGUACAACAAGGUCUCGGGAUAUCUUUGUGCUGUGGAGGUUGCCAGGAUACGGGACUCCUUUCUGCCACGUAACCCCCCGUAAGGGCUAGCGAUCAAAAUCUGUAAUGGACUGACACUUCAUACAGAAGGAAGGUGUUUAUGUUGAGUGUGCAUGGUGGAAGCUGCCAUUUAAUGGCAAAAGGUCUUCUAUACCAGCGAGACAAGAUAUAUCAGAGGUUCAGAUGAAGGUGGCCCUGCAAUCCAUCAUGUAUCACAUCUGAUGAAUUCCAAUCUUGCAGCUUUCCUGUUAGAACAUCCAACUGUUUAUGUAAGAUACCGAGCAUUCUGACUCCAACCACCAUCUUUGAAAUCCUCGGCCUUUAAAUGGUUAGAAUAUUAAAAAAUAGUGCGAUCGGCUUUUGCGAUGAAAUGAGGCUGUUCUGUAUCUUGUUCUUCGGUGGCUCUCAAUCGACAAUAGACAAUAGGUGCAGGAGAAGGCCAUUCGGCCCUUCGUGCCAGCACCGCCAUUCAAUGUGAUCAUGGCUGAUCAUCCCCAAUCUGUACCCCGUUCCUGCCUUCUCCCCAUAUCCCCUGACUCUCACCCCUUAACAUUGGACGUUCUUGCACCUAUGUACCUGCGGCAAAGAAGAUGAGCAUCUUAAUUUGAGCUCAAAGUUGUUGUAAUUUUAUUAUCCCAGCUUGGCCAAGUAUGAUUUCGAUGUAGAGCUGCACACAGUGCUAUUUCUUGCAACAUAUUCAGCUGGGAAAAGAUAUGCAUGACAGGAAGUAGCUUGUAAAUGGGAUUGAGGUUGGUAAGCAAUGGAAUAAGGAAAUGCGAGAGGGAUGUAGAAUUUAAUGUAUAGGAGUUUUUCUUACUGUGCAUGUGGGGGAAUGUUAUUGUGGGCUCUGUGAAAGGUUGUUGAAUUGAAAUUUGAAAUGGAGUAAUGUGUUUAUUGCAUUUACUGUUGACGUAUACCAGCUGAAGUCUUCUUCUUGCGUAUGGCGUGCCACAGCCUAAAGUUGUCGGACAACUUGUCCUAUUUGAUCUUAUUUGAUUGUGCAUGCCAGGUCGAUUGCAUUCGUCGAAACAGGGCGGACCACGUGAAGGUUGCAAUCUCCCACCCCCAGCUGAAGUGACAUAAGCAGUUCUGUGUAGCAAAUCGAGAUGUUUAAACUAUUUGAGGUUAUUUGUAACCGUUUUUCUAAUGGAAUACUGCACUAAUAUUUUAACACAGCAUUUCAAGACACAGGGCACCUUAACAGAGAGCGUCAGAUUCAGCGUGACAGCGGUAUUUCCACAUGUACAAAACACAUAAAUGUAUUUGCCUCCCUUUUUUCUGUUCUCUCGGUCCCUUGGUUGCCCUAUUCCUUGGUUAAACAUACAAGAUUUAGGCUGGUACCUGAUCUGCAACUGAGAUCCAAAUGUUUGCCCUUUAGUGAUAGGCAUACAUUAAAAUUCCGUCACAGAUGAUAUGAGACCAGAGAUUGAAGACUUGUUGGAUUAAUGAUUUCUUGAUAUUUCCACCAUCUUUGUGAGCAUCAUUUGCCAUUCCUAUCAUUGCUUUGCUGGUUUAAGAUGAGCACAAUUCUUGCUGCUUGGCUAUGAACUUGAAAGCUCUUUCAAUGAGGUGCCAGUCACGAAACGUUACAAUUGCCCUUGAUCAUUGGAUCUCUGGUUCUUUCAGCACCUGGAAAUUAUACUUUCAGCUCAGUUCAAUUAAACCAAGCUCAGAGCCAAAACCGUUUGUCAAGUUAAUUGAUGUCGUGGACUUGCCCAUCUCUUCGAGUGCACCUGUUUCAGAUGCAAAUCCUUGGUCAGGUCCUCGGGUAAAAAAAAAUAACAAGGUGCGUAGGCUUGAUCUGUAUUUUUGCAAAUUUAUUUGUUCGUAACUUGCAUCUGGGAGCCAGAAGAUGAUCAAACAGACCACAGAAAAGAUAGGUUAUACUUUUAAGUCCAACGAAGAUGAAUUAAUUAGUUCAAAGAAAAAGAAUUAGGGCAAAUAUUCAAAGGAAAAGCUCCUAGAGGGAGGAAAGGUGUGCGUUUAAAAAAAAACUGGAACAUUAGAGAUGCACCAGUUGUAAGCAUUUAAUGAGAAACAGUGAAAAGUUACUUGUAACCUCCAGAUAAAGUCUGUACUGCCUCUUAAAGUAAACGUCUUCUUCCUGUGAAUAGCAUUUAACUUUGUAUUAAACAAAUGUGAAGUAGUGUAACAAUGAAAUGCAAAAUGCUAUUAUUGUGACAAUGUCAGGCAAAGGAAGGCAGCUAUCACGGGAAUAUGGUGAGAUGUUGUGGAGCUUUGAUUUUAGGAACUAUUUAAGCAGGUUAUUUGGAGUCUGGCUUGCAUAGUCAUGACAUGGUGUGUCGUACAAUGGGCUUUCCCAAGCACCAGCCCUUUCUCGAACUGAAGUUACCAACUGCUCCUUGUAAAAUGAAGAAAUGCAACGGGCAUUAGGUAAAAGGGACCUUGGCAAGUGAUUUGAUAUAUUUUUCUGACAUUCCAUGAGUGAACUGUACAGAGCUUUGCUCUCUGGGAUAGUGUAGUGAGAAUUGACAAGUGCAGUUUGCAUGAUAUUUUGUUCAUAACAGUUAGCAAAUGGAAAAUGUACAGCGAGCAUUCACAGUUGGUGUAAUUGCAGCAUUAUUACUACAGUAUUGUAAUCUCUUGCAGGGGAAAGAAAUUGACACAAGGAAUGCAUUUUGUGUGAAGAGUUAAUGUAUGUUCUGCUUAUAGAUAUUGAAGAUGGAGUGUUUUAUUGGUGAGAAGUGUGUGUGAGUGAGUAUUCAGGGAAUGGAAUGUCUGUAAGAACUUAAUGGCACACGUUCUAUUUAAUAUUGAGAACACGUCUGAUCUCAGGUAUUUAAAACUUAAUGAGUUUUGUUGCCAACUGUACAUAUGUUGCGUUCCUGCAGAAUUUGAGAAAUAUUUGUAUGGGAAUUUUUUUAUAUUGUCAUAUAUUAAAAAUAUAUUUUUUUCUCAACAAUCUGCUCAGAAAAAUGUACAGAUCAUUUUAAUAAAUUUUGCUUCAAAC
Molecule: messenger RNA, 6614 nt
Organism: Leucoraja erinaceus (little skate)
Lineage: Eukaryota; Metazoa; Chordata; Chondrichthyes; Rajiformes; Rajidae
Gene: stard8
Product: StAR-related lipid transfer (START) domain containing 8
Exons: 14
Coding region: 472-3687 (1071 amino acids)
Biological process (GO): signal transduction; regulation of Rho protein signal transduction; actin cytoskeleton organization
Molecular function (GO): lipid binding; GTPase activator activity; protein binding
Source: RefSeq, a predicted model, not a curated record